Bacillus rossius redtenbacheri is the source of this 3395-nucleotide messenger RNA. It is a transcript of the gene beta'COP, whose product is annotated as coatomer subunit beta'. The record is from RefSeq and is a predicted model, not a curated record. Gene Ontology annotation, molecular function: structural molecule activity; protein binding. The coding region runs from base 242 to 3061 and encodes 939 amino acids. The transcript is spliced from 16 exons. NCBI's taxonomy places the organism in Eukaryota, Metazoa, Arthropoda, Insecta, Phasmatodea, Bacillidae. Gene Ontology annotation, biological process: intra-Golgi vesicle-mediated transport; intracellular protein transport; endoplasmic reticulum to Golgi vesicle-mediated transport. Gene Ontology annotation, cellular component: COPI vesicle coat.
AUCACUCAAGGAGUGGUUUCACCUGUGAAUUUGUUUACUGAUGUUGGCUUUCUGCUGGUUACCAAUAUUAAAAAAAAGAAAUUUUGUUUACCUGAAACGUGGAACGGUAGUCGUGUUGAUUUCUUAUAAUAAUUUGACGUAAAGUCCAAUGCGUAAGGUUUGAUUAUUUUCUGCUCCCUUAUUGAAUAGAAAAAGUUAUUUUCAGAAAAAAAAAAACAGUGUAAAUUACAGCUACGUAGCAAUGCCGCUGCGGCUGGACAUCAAGCGCAAGCUGACCGCGCGGUCGGACCGGGUCAAGUGUGUCGACCUGCACCCGACGGAGCCCUGGAUGCUGGCGUCCCUCUACAACGGCAACGUGCACGUGUGGAACCAUGACAGCCAGCAGCUCGUCAAGUCCUUUGAGGUAUGCGACCUGCCGGUGCGGGCGGCCAAGUUCGUGCCGCGCAAGAACUGGAUUGUGACGGGCUCGGAUGACAUGACGGUCCGGGUGUUCAACUACAACACGCUGGAGCGCGCGCACUCCUUCGAGGCGCACUCUGACUACGUGCGCUGCAUCGCAGUGCACCCGACGCAGCCGUACCUGCUCACCAGCAGUGACGACAUGCUGAUCAAGCUGUGGAACUGGGACAAGCAGUGGGCGUGCCAGCAGGUGUUCGAGGGCCACACCCACUAUGUCAUGCAGAUUGUGAUCAAUCCCAAGGACAACAACACGUUCGCAAGUGCCUCACUCGACCGCACCGUCAAGGUGUGGCAGCUGGGCUCGUCCACACCCAACUUCACUCUCGAGGGUCACGAGAAGGGCGUGAACUGCGUGGACUACUACCACGGAGGCGACAAGCCCUACCUCAUAUCUGGGGCUGAUGACCGCCUCGUCAAGAUAUGGGACUACCAGAACAAGACGUGUGUACAGACGCUGGAGGGGCACGCACAGAACAUAUCCGCAGUGUGCUUCCACCCGGAGCUGCCCAUAGUGCUGACUGGCUCCGAGGAUGGCACGGUGCGCGUCUGGCACGCCGGCACAUACCGCCUCGAGUCCUCGCUCAACUACGGGUUGGAGCGCGUGUGGACCAUCGCCUGCAUGCGCGGAUCCAACAACGUGGCUGUGGGCUACGACGAGGGCAGCAUCAUGGUGAAGGUGGGGCGUGAAGAGCCGGCCGUCUCGAUGGACGUGAACGGGGGCAAGAUCGUGUGGGCUCGCCACUCGGAGGUGCAGCAGGCUAACCUCAAGGCGAUGGGCGAGGGAGCGGAGGUCAAGGAUGGGGAGCGCCUCCCACUGGUCGUCAAGGACCUGGGUAGCUGCGACAUCUACCCGCAGACCAUCGCGCACAACCCCAAUGGCAGGUUCGUGGUGGUGUGUGGGGAUGGAGAGUACAUCAUCUACACAGCAAUGGCAUUGCGCAACAAGGCCUACGGCUCAGCCCAGGAGUUCGUGUGGGCCCAGGACUCCUCAGAGUACGCAACACGCGAGGGCAGCUCCACCGUCAAGGUCUACAAGAACUUCAAGGAGAGGAAGUCCUUCAAGCCUGAGUUUGGAGCGGAGGGCAUCUUCGGAGGCUUCAUGCUGGGUGUGCGCUCGGUGACGGGCCUCACUUUCUACGACUGGGAGACCCUGGGGUUGGUACGCCGCAUCGAGAUUCAACCGCGGUCAGUGUUCUGGUCGGAGAGCGGGGAGCUGGUGUGCCUCGCCACGGAGGAGAGCUACUUCGUGCUGCGCUACGAUGCGGGUGUGGUGGCCCGCGCCCACGAGACCAAGGAGGGCCUUACUGAGGAUGGUGUCGAAGAUGCGUUCAUCUUCCUUGGCGAGAUCCACGAGACAGUCAAGACGGGCCUUUGGGUCGGCGACUGCUUCAUCUACACCAACGGUGUGAACCGCGUCAACUACUAUGUCGGCGGGGAGAUCGUGACGGUGUCUCACCUCGACCGCACCAUGUACCUGCUGGGCUAUGCGCCGCGUGACAACCGCCUCUACCUUUGCGACAAGGAGCUCAACGUGGUGUCGUACGCACUCUUGCUGUCCGUGCUGGAAUACCAGACGGCGGUGAUGCGUGCAGACUUCGGCACGGCAGACAAGGUGCUGCCGACCAUCCCACGCUCCCAGCGCACCCGUGUCGCACACUUCCUCGAGAAGCAGGGCUUCAAGCAGCAGGCGCUGGCGGUGUCCACGGACCCCGAGCACCGCUUCGAGCUGGCGCUGCAGCUGGGCGAGCUGGGCGUGGCGCUGCAGCUGGCGACGGAGGCUGCGUCGCAGCAGAAGUGGCGCCAGCUGGCGGAGCUGGCCACGGCCAAGGGCCAGCUGGACCUGGCGCAGGAGUGCCUGAGCAGCGCUCGCGACCACGGCGGCCUGCUGCUGCUCGCCACAUCCUCCGGUGACGCAGGAAUGGUGAAGAAGCUGGCGGAGAGCUGCGACGAGGCGGGCAAAAACAACGUGGCGUUCCUGUCGCACUUCUUAUUGGGCGACCUGGAGCGCUGUCUGGAGAUACUCGUGAAGACUGACCGCCUGCCAGAAGCCGCCUUCUUCGCCAGGACGUACCUGCCGAGCAAGAUCUCGUACGUGGUCGGUCUGUGGCGGGAGUCGCUGUCCCGGCUCAGCGAGAAGGCGGGCCAGUCACUGGCCGACCCCCGGGACUACGAGAACCUCUUUCCGGGCCUCGUGGAUGCACUCAAGACGGAGCAGUUUCUGGCGAGAGAGAGGCGUCAGCGUCUGCCUGCGAGCGCGUGCGUCGAAAUCGUGCCCAACUACGAGCGCAACCCGGUGGAGGAGAUGAAGGCGGCGGAGGAGAGCGGGAGUUUCCGCUACGUGCCUGGCCAUGACGAUGUGGACGCCAGUGCUGACGCCGACGUAGACAUAGCGGAGAUGGAAGAAAAGGUCUCACAUUUGACGUUGAGUCGCUCGGUGGUGCCGGAUUUGACGAUGCCGGCCCCGGUGGUGCCGCCCGUGAGCGCCCAGACAGACGACGAGCUGGACGAUGAGCUGGAGCUAGACAUAGCCAGCCUGGACCUGGACAACAUCGACACCACGGACGUGAAUCUGGAUGACGACUUUCUGGGCGAUGAAGAGUGAUGGAUACAGGGGAACUUGAGUAUCAAGUACCACACCUAAAGUAUUUAUUUUUGGAUCGUUUGAAGCUGUUUUACAUUUAGUAACAGUUCAGUAUGAAACAAUUUUUUUUAUCAAGUACCAAAACUGGAUUUUUUUCUUUUGUGUUGUAAUGAGAUUUCAGUGUUACUUUAAAUCAUUCCUGUUGUUUUUAUUGUAAAGAUCAAUUAUAUCAUAGGUUUAAAUUUAUUAGAAUUGUAUAAAUGUAAGAGAUUACAAAAAUGUACAUGUACAUUUUUAUAACAUGCAAUAGGUCAGUGACUAAUUAAUCGGUGUGAAUAAACUAUUUUUUGUUUAA